This is a messenger RNA of Parasteatoda tepidariorum (common house spider), 1742 nucleotides long. Its product is annotated as sodium/hydrogen exchanger 9B2. Gene Ontology annotation, cellular component: membrane. Gene Ontology annotation, molecular function: antiporter activity. Gene Ontology annotation, biological process: proton transmembrane transport. The record is from RefSeq and is a predicted model, not a curated record. NCBI's taxonomy places the organism in Eukaryota, Metazoa, Arthropoda, Arachnida, Araneae, Theridiidae.
CCAUUUUAUAAUCUUGAAAUAUGAGUGUGGAAGCAGACGACUUGGAAGAAAUAAGUAAAAAGGAACAUUUACAGAAAGCUUUUUCAACAUGUCCACCUAUGGCUCCUUUUUCUACUGUUUGUGCAUUAAUUCUUCUGGCUGGGUUCGUAUAUGGAACUUUGUGGGGACUUCUGGAAACUGAAACAUUACCCGGUGGUCCAGUGUUUGGUCUUUACAUACUUGGCAUCUUUUGUUACCUAGGUGGACAAUUUAUGAGACUUCUGAAAGUUCCAACACUUGUUGGUAUGAUGGUUUCUGGAUUCAUUCUUCGUAACGUGCCUCAUAUAAAUGUAGCGAAAGACAUUCCUGAAAUUUGGGCAGAUAACAUUAGAAAUCUUGCACUUAUUUUUGUUCUGCUAAGAGCUGGCCUUGAAGUAGAUUCCGACAUCAUUCGAAACAACAAAAUUACCUGCGCAAAAAUUAUCCUUAUCCCAUUCAUCUCUGAGUUCAUAGUUGGAUCCGUCGUUGCACACUUCUUACUUAAAAUGAAUUGGAUGUGGAGUUUUUUGCUGGGUGCAAUGUUGUCUGCAGUUUCUCCAGCUGUUGUCCUGCCAGUGAUGCUAAAGAUGAUGCGAAAAGGACUAGGGAUGGUAAAAGGUAUUCCAACAAUGGUUAUUUCCGUGGCUGGGGUCGUCGAUGUUUUAUCUCUAACAACUUUUGAAGUAUUGUUUGGAAUUAUAUUAGGAACGGGUGGUUUGGUGUGGGAAGUAUGUCAAGGACCUGUAGAAAUGUUUAGUGGCAUUGCUUAUGGUAUCAUGCUUGGAAUGGUUUGUUGGUUCAUACCAAAUCCAGAUGAGAAAAGUAGAGCAGUGUUUCGUGUUCUGAUGUUGGUCUUUGGAUCAACGUGUAUUUUCUUUGGAAGUCAGGCAUUGAAUGCAGGGUCAGCAGGUGCUUUAGGCUGCAUUCUAUUACCGUUCACUGCCGCUAUACGAUGGAAAAGAAUGAACUGGGAAGAGCAUCAUAAUCCAGUGAACGAAGCUUUGGCCUUCAUAUGGAGGAUUAUUGAGCCAUUUCUUUUUGGAUUAAUUGGUUCAGAAAUUCGAAUUGAUUAUCUGGAGCCACAAACCAUUGGAUUGGCUUUGGCUACAAUAUUUUCUGCUCUUGCAGCAAGAAUAGUUAGUUCAAUGUUAUCUGCCUGCAGUUCUGAUAUGACGAUUAAAGAACAAAUUUUUAUCACAUUUGCUGGAUUUCCGAAAGCCACAGUUCAAGCUGCUAUAGGCCCGACACCAUUGGCAAUGGCAAGAAGACUUAAGCUAGGCCCAGAGUUUGUGGAAUACGGAAUUGUAAUUCUUACAGUAGCUGUUCUUGCCAUUUUUAUACUUGCACCAUUGGGAGCAACAGCAAUUUCUCUACUGGCACCAAGAUUAUUAGAAGCUGAUGCAUCUAAUAAAUUGGAUGAGCAACUGGAUAUAGAUAAUAAAGACAGCAGUAAUAUUACUAUGUACGAAACUUUGCAUGUAACAAAUAAAUCAAAGCAUGAAAUGAAAAUGCCAACUAUUAAGGAAGAAACUCUAGAUAGUUCAAAGUUGUAAAAAUAUUGAAAGUUGUUUGCUUUUAGUACAAAAAAAAAAAAAUACACAUUUCCUUUGUUAGAAUAUUUGCAAAGGGUGUUUUUACAUUAUCUAACAAGAUUUCUUCUUAUUAAACAUACAUCAUUGUAGAUAGAUUUUUUUUCAUCAAAUGCGAAUAAAUAUUUUCAAAAU